CAAUCGUGGUCUGAUUAUUGGUCGGAAGUCUUCGAAGCAUGAGCAUCUGAAGAAUGUUGUUCUGCGAAUAUCAGAAGGGAAAGUCGAGGCGAUGAUACUUACAGAAGACACUUCGCGCUUCACAUGUUGAAAAGUCCCCAUCGCCAAGGGUCGAAUCCAGACAUCGCUUCAUUAGCAAUUGGUCGCAUCGAAGAGUGACCUCAAAGGUGAACCUCAACGGCAAGCAGCGGGUGUUUGCCCCGACGGGCGCCAUCCUUCAGGCUCCAUACUCAUAUCAAUACCAUGAGUCUACGAAUGUCAUCCCUCGAUCCCGACGAACCCAGGGCUAUGAAAGAUUGCCGAACCUGCAACAGACGGAGAAUCAAGUGCGACAGGAGCCUUGAGACGUGCAGAAAAUGCGCCCUCAAAGGGUUGCCGUGUCCCGGUUAUGGCCUUCGUAUUCGAUGGGGCCAAGGAGUCGCCAGCCGCGGAAAACUAAGUGGGAAAGCCCUCCCCAUUCUUGAGCCCGCGCCUGCCAGCUAUCACAUCGAUGCCAAACCGGCGAUCUCUACGACCAGCAGCUCGGUUCGUUUGAAUGCAACCUCUUUGGCACAGGAUUCUGUCACAAGCAGACCAUCAUUGGACUUCCAAGAGAACGACUUGCAAUCAACCCCGACAGCAAGCGAGCCACACGUUGUUAACGACGGUCUUCGAAACGCAUUCCACCCUGUCCAUGAUCGGAAUACUAUCCACAACAAGUUUGGCGUGAAUCUCGACCUGCGGUCAUACCGCCUUCCAGACUAUCUCCAACCGAGUGUAGUUCGAGAUCUUAUUCACUACUACGAUCAUGUCGUCGCUGCCGUCAUGCCAUGGGUGGAUGGGCCUGACAACGCGUGGCGAACAAUCAUGCUGCCUCUUGCAAUGGAGUCCGAGUCGCUUCUCCUAGCCAUUCUUGCUCUGUCUGCAGAGCACUACUCUUCCAAAAUCGGUUCCACAUGGUCGGCCGAAGGUGGGCCCCUGUCUGUGCGCUACCGGGACCAAAGCGUCCAACUGCUGGCUCAAAACUUGCGUAGGGAAUUGACUGAAGAUCAGACGGCAGCACAUCAAGGGCCUGCAUGUGCUAUGCUGGCCACAAUACUGGUACUCUGCAAUCUAGAGAUGAUUCGUUGCGACUCUGCCGUCUGGCAUGUCCACUGGAAAGCAGCAAGGACAAUUACACGACGGUGGACGUCCUCACAUUACCCGAGGCCGAUGCUCGAUUCUGGCUUCAAGUUCCUCAUCAAAGAGGCCUUCGUAUACGACGUUUUUGGGUCGUCGACGACUUUCGACAACGAAGACCAGAUACCCAGUUCGGUUCUGACUGACGAAGACCCUCAACUCUUUAGCCAGUGGUUACAACUUGUGCAGGAAGUGACAAUAGUGGAGCGACGGCGUCACGCUAACAUGCCUGUUGACCAGUACUUGAUGCAUUCGGCUGACAUGAAACUCUUGCAACGACGAUUCAAAGAAGCAACAAACUCCUCACUUCUCAUAAACCGAGACCUGAAAUUUGGAUCUCAGGGCCUACAAAGUGACAUUGUAACACUGUUGCGCAUUUACCAGGAAGCCGGACUACUUUAUAGCUAUCAAGCCUUACUCGGGCCCAACGAGUCUGCUCUCGCACGAAGUGGCUGUGUGGAGUCGAUAGUGAACAGUGUUCGCCUCAUCCAAAACCUCAAUGUUUUCCAGCACGAUCUUGUCUGGCCACUUUUCCUCGUUGGGACGGAAAGUAGGAACAAACCCUCAAGACAGAAAUUCGCGGAAUCCGGAUUACUGGAAGCAAUGCGAUCUACCGCAUUCUCCAAUUGUCGUCCAGCAUUGGAGUUCCUACGACGCUUUUGGACAAUGGACGAGCCUGUUGUGGCGGAUUGGAUUCAAUUUGGCCGUCAGGAGUCUGAGAGAGGCUUGAAUUUCCUGGUCAUCUGAAAUUAAAAGACAAGGGAAACCAUCACAUCACCGAAAGAUCUCAUGGCCAGUCUCACAUAUCAACAGUUUCUUCAUCCUCAACACCAAACAACACCCGCAUCGGGUCCUGGUAGUCCAUAAAACCAAGAGAG
Messenger RNA from Exophiala xenobiotica, 2075 nucleotides. RefSeq lists its product as uncharacterized. Gene Ontology annotation, cellular component: nucleus. Gene Ontology annotation, molecular function: DNA-binding transcription factor activity, RNA polymerase II-specific; zinc ion binding; transcription cis-regulatory region binding. The record is from RefSeq and is a predicted model, not a curated record. Lineage: Eukaryota; Fungi; Ascomycota; Eurotiomycetes; Chaetothyriales; Herpotrichiellaceae. The coding region runs from base 283 to 1944 and encodes 553 amino acids. Gene Ontology annotation, biological process: positive regulation of transcription by RNA polymerase II. The transcript has 3 exons.